This is a messenger RNA of Meleagris gallopavo (turkey), 415 nucleotides long. NCBI's taxonomy places the organism in Eukaryota, Metazoa, Chordata, Aves, Galliformes, Phasianidae. The record is from RefSeq and is a predicted model, not a curated record.
UUACUGUCUGUUUCAUUCUUCAGAUAUGCCUCUUCAUGUACGGCGGAGUAGUGACCCUGCACUGAUUGGCCUCUCAACCUCUGUAAGUGAUACAAAUUUUUCUUCAGAAGAGCCUUCACGGAAAAACCCUACAAGGUGGUCCACAACAGCAGGCUUUCUCAAGCAGAACACCUCUGGUGUACCCACUACACAUGACAGAAAGAAAGAUGAAAACUACAGAAGCCUACCACGAGAUACUAGUAGCUGGUCUAACCAGUUUCAGAGAGACAAUGCUCGUUCAUCGUUAAGUGCCAGUCAUCCCAUGGUGGACAAGUGGCUGGAGAGGCAAGAACAGGAGAAGAAAAAAACCAACAACUUCAGGAUGAUCAUUGUCGGCUUCUACCAUACACGAACAUUUACUCGAAUUGCACUUUGA